Messenger RNA from Racocetra fulgida, 144 nucleotides. NCBI's taxonomy places the organism in Eukaryota, Fungi, Glomeromycota, Glomeromycetes, Diversisporales, Gigasporaceae. The record is from the annotation of a GenBank genome assembly.
AUGGGAUGUUAUCAAGAUGAAAUUAUGCAAGAUCGUGUUGGAAAAAAACCUAUUACUGUGCAUCUUUUUGAAUAUACUACACAAUUAAUAGUCGAUAAUGAUUUUAAUGUUCAAGGAAAAAACAAUAAUAUUCCACCAGUUCAG